UUCUGAUACAUUGCAAGCUGUGACCUUAUCUUAACUUGUUCUGACCUUUAUUCAGUCUUCCACUAUAUGAUUGUGUUUGCAAGUCAUUUUUCCUGAGAUGAAGGGCUCCCUGCUCCUGCAGUCUGCAAGUGAGGGAAGUAGUUAAUGCUUUGUUUAUUGUGACGUCACUGCAGACAGUAACCUAGAUUUAAACAAAAAGAUAAAGCCAGAGCUUUGGGGAGAGAGAGAGAUGUACUUUAGGGACAGAGCAGGGAAUACAGACUGGGAUGGUGGGUACAGGAGGAAAUGUGGAAAAAAUAGAGGGGCUGAGGGAGGGUGGGUUUCAAUAGAGGAGGUAAAGGGGUUGUGGGAGGAGGGUGCGGAGCAGAACAGGGAAAAGGGAGGGGGUUCAUAAUACAAAGUAAAUGAGUGCAUAAGGGAAGGAGGAGAGAAGACAGGAGAGUGAGCUUGAACUGUGGCUCUAAGUGUGAAUUCCUGACAGUCUGUCUGACAACAGCUAUAAAACCUGUUGGAGUGAGCGGAGGAGACCAGUGAAUGGGGAAGGCAGCUCCUGUGCUAGGAGAAAAGGCAGGCACUCAGGGCAGGUAGACACACUGCCAGGGACUGACAGACACAUAGAUAUAAAAAGGUACAAGGGAGCAAGUCAGGAGUGGGGCUGCCAUCUAUUUAGACUUUAACCUGUCAUUCAGCAUGCCCUGUGUGUGUGUCAGUCAGCCCUUGUCAGUCUCAGGUAACUCCAAGCUUGUAUUUAUUUGAGUGGAAGUCUGCCUUUGGCCCUACUAUUCAGACUCCUAGUGGUUCAGAGUAUGUGACAGGAGUAUUUCCCUGAAACUCGUCACUCUAUCACUAAGAUAAUUGGUAAGACUAACUGUCAGCCUUUGUGCCUCUUCUGACCGGUGACCUGCUCUGGCCUCUGAACCAUCAGAGUCACACUGGGAAUAUCAAGACCCCAUCAGGCAAAAAAAAUCAGCAGUUCCGAGAAUAUUGGGCAAGCGUUGGGUUACAUUAGACGUCUGUCUUGGCAUUCAAGCAUCAAGCACAGAAGACUCUUCCAGUCAUGAGAAUUACUAAGCGGAACUGGAAAUCACUCCUUUUUGUCAAAAAAAGCCUGGGUCCUGCAUGGAUAAUUUUUAUUUUGAUUGGAAACAUUGCUUUUACUGUAACACAGGAUAACUCUCAGACUUCCAAUAGCCUGGAAGAGGGGGCAGAUAUAACCACAUACUGGUGGGGAGAGUGGACCAAAUGGACUGCUUGUACACGGACCUGUGGCGGGGGAGUGAAAUCACAGGAAAGACACUGCCUAAGACAGAGGAGGAAAUCACUGAGUAAUCUUGCAAACAAAACCUGUACCGGAACAUCUAAAAGAUACCAACUUUGCAAAGUUCAGGAGUGCCCAACCAAUGGAAGAAGUUUCCGAGAGGAGCAAUGUACGUCGUUUAAUUCCCAUGUGUACAACGGAAAAACCUAUCAGUGGAAACCACUGUAUCCUGAUGACUAUGUGCACAUCUCAAGCAAACCUUGUGAUCUCCAGUGCACCACAACUGAUGGGCAGAGGCAACUGAUGGUUCAGGCAAGGGAUGGGACAUCUUGCAAGUACAGCGAAUACCGAGGGGUUUGUGUGUCUGGAAAAUGUGAGCCAAUUGGAUGUGAUGGAGUCCUGUUCUCCACCCACACCCUGGAUAAAUGUGGGGUUUGCCAGGGAGACGGGAGCAGCUGCACUCACGUCACUGGGAAUUAUAGAAAAGGAGCUUCCCAUCUUGGUUACUCCUUAGUAACCCACAUUCCAAUUGGUGCAAGAGAUAUUCAAAUUGUGGAGCGCAAGAAAUCUGCAGAUGUCUUGGCUGUUGCUGACGAAUCGGGAAAUUUCUUCUUCAACGGAAACUACAAAGUUGAUAGCCCAAAAAACUUCAUCAUUGCAGGCACAGUGUUCAAGUACCGGCGACCGAUGGAUGUGUAUGAGACAGGGAUUGAAUAUAUAGUUGCUCAAGGGCCAACAAACCAAGGUCUCAACAUCAUGGUGUGGAAUCAGAAUGGAAAAAGCCCAUCGAUUACUUUCCAAUAUACCCUACAGCAGAAGCCGCAUGCUAGAAUUUCUCAGCCAGUCUACUACACAUUCUCAGACUCUGUCAGUGAGGAAAGCAAAGAGUUGGAAGAUGGAGCCGCUCAGAACAGCAGUUUCUACAGCACAGGACCCAAGGGAAGAUUGAGAAGCAGCGUUCUGGGUUUUCCUAGGCAUGGAUCAACAGGGCAACAAAGUCCCAUAAAGGGGCAAGAGACCAAUGAAGUGUAUGAGGGAGGUGAAAUCAUGGACUGCAAAAAAAAGGGCAAAGGCAAAACAACAAAAGAUCCUAACACAAAUAGGACAACUCAAUUGGCAGAGUCGGGAGAUCAAGAUUCCACUUACAAUUUCAACUCCAAGGAAAUUCUGUCUGCAAAUGUCAUUAUGAACCCACUGGUUAGCAAAGCAUCAGACUCCAGAGAAAACUUUCCCAACAUGACAAGAGGCUUCCUCUUUUCGCAGGGGGACCCCCUAAACUCAGUAGAACCUAAUUUAGAAACGUUAUAUAUUGACUAUGAUGACAAUGACGACACAACCCCAUUGGAUCUUAACGUUACUUUCUUGGAGCUGAGCAUUGACAGGACAAGCAACACUUCUGUCGAGACUCCACUGAGCAACUCCAAUAUUUCAACUGGCAGCAUGUCAACAAACAAGACACAGAAAGUGAGAAAUAGAUUGAAAUUACUGCGAAAAGUGCAGGGGAUGAGUGCCGCUGAUAUGUACCGCUGGAAACUGUCCUCUCAUGAGCCAUGCAGCGCCACAUGUACCACAGGAGUCAUGUCAAGCUACGCCAUGUGUGUGCGAUACGAUGGUGUGGAAGUGGACGAUUCCCACUGUGACUCUGUGACCCGUCCUGAGCCAGUGCACGAGUUCUGUGCAGGACGGGAAUGCCAGCCAAGGUGGGAGACAAGCAGCUGGAGCGAGUGUUCAAGAACCUGCGGGGAGGGUUACCAGUUUCGCAUUGUCAGAUGCUGGAAAAUGAUCUCUCCGGGUUUCGACAGUUCCAUAUACAAUGACUUAUGUGAGGCUGCUGAUAUCACUAGGCCAGACGAGAAGAAGAUAUGCAGGAACCCCGCUUGUGGGCCCCAGUGGGAAAUGUCAGAAUGGUCUGAGUGCACAGCGAAAUGUGGGGAACGGAGCAUAGUUACAAGAGACGUUCGCUGCUCCGAAGACGAGAAGUUAUGCGACAUAAAUAACAAACUCCCAUCAGAAAAGAACUGCACCGGCCCCCCGUGUGAUCGCCAGUGGACUGUGUCUGACUGGGGACCUUGCAGCGGAAGUUGCGGACAAGGAAAGAUGAUCAGACAUGUGUAUUGCAAGACAAGCGAUGGGAGAGUUGUACCAGAAUCCCAGUGCAAUCCGGACACAAAGCCGUUAGCCAUUCACCCCUGUGGGGAUAAAAACUGCCCUUCUCAGUGGGUGAGCCAGGACUGGGAAAGGUGCAAUACAACUUGCGGUCGGGGAGCAAAACAACGUAUUGUCCUCUGCCUAGAAGUGGCUAAUGGCAAAGUGAAAACCCGCAGCCCCAGUGACUGUGAUCCUACUAAGAAACCUGCUGAAGAAAGCACCUGCUUUGAGAGGCCAUGUUUCAAGUGGUACACCACCCCUUGGUCAGAGUGUAGCAAGACUUGCGGCGUGGGGGUUAGGAUGCGAGAUGUCAAGUGCUACCAGGGGACAGACAUUGUGCGAGGCUGUGAUCCUCUUGUGAAGCCAGUGGGGAAACAAACCUGUGACUUGCAGCCGUGUCCCACAGAUCCACCAGAUGACAGCUGUCAAGACCAGGUUGGGACUAACUGCGCUCUGGCAAUCAAAGUGAAUCUGUGCAGCCACUGGUAUUACAGCAAAGCCUGCUGCCGAUCUUGCCGCUCUAGUCCUUCCUAGUGGGGUAGCACAGCCAUUUAAAAGGGGGUAACUUCUAUAUAACUAGGGCAACAAGCCCUAGGAAUGCAUCAAGCUAAAUGUGGGGAUAAAUGGAGGGGGAAAAUAGUUACCAUGAUGGCAUCAUUACUUUCGAUCAAUUUGCAAAAGAUCUGGAUAUUGCCUCCAUUUCCGCAAGUUUUUAGCGUAACGUUUGCAAAUGUACGGUCUUAGUUAAAAAGAACUCCCCCCAAUUAUAGAAACUGACCUUAAAAUAUUUAUUCUGCAUUAUAGUUAAUAUAUUCCAGAAAAUUCAGUCUUAGUAUUGUGACUGUUUAUUCAAUAUGUUAGUCUUCCCACAGAUUAGGGGCUUGUGUCUGCACCCUGACAAUACUGUUUAGAAAAUACUGUAUAUUACUGGUUUAGUUAUUGGACCCUAAAGACCCCCUAGUUUGCAUGUUUGACUUGGAUCCAUCUGCUGGAGUGAGGCUGAGCCUCAGAACUGGCCAUCAUUGGGCAGGAUUCUGGAUACCGCAUUUAACUUGAUGCUACCUCUUUAAACAUGUGCAGUUAGUCAGGACAUGCGUUAAUAUUGGGUUAGCGGGUGAUUCAAGUACCAUAAAGAUUUCAGCUCACUAUAUGCUGCAAUGUGUACUGAAGCUAGACAGCUCUCCCCAUUGGUGCUAUCUAAACAAGAGUAAGGCUAAGUUGAGUGCAGUCAUUUCAGUUUAGCGUUAUUAACAUGCUAUUAUAUCAGACACAACAUGCACAGCGAACAUGAGCAAUAUCCUUCUGAUUUUAGCCUGCUAUGCAGUGGCAUAACUAGAUGUUACUGGGCCCCAUAGCAAAUACAUUUUAGGGCCCCCAACAUAUUCAUGUAGUUACCCCUUGCUGCUACACCACCCUUCAGGCCUUAUACAACCGUCCUGGUUUGAACCAAUUUCCCUCCGACUGAAAGGAACUGGACCAGCAUGAGGCCUUACUGGUAUUAGUGUUGGCCAGUCUGUAAACAUCAGGCCUGAACCAAACCUUUAAUAAGAAGACAAUGAAAUCUGCAGAGAUCCUUUGCAGCCUUUUUUACAUUUCCUGCAAACAGUCCAUACUGUAUAUGUGGACUUCCCACCCUUGGUCUGUCUUUGUGUUGUAGAACUGCAGCUCCCAGUAGCCAACGGCAGCGUAGCUCAACAACAGAAGGCUGGUCUCCAAAUCAAGGGACUUGAACUUCAUUGGGAGAGUUUAUAUUUCCGCUUUCCGCCUUUAGAAAAUAAACAAAAUGCUGCUGCUUUUUUUGUUUUUUAAUCGUGUAUUUUUGAUAUUUAAGUUAUCCUUUGUAAUUUUAUUCUACACCCAACUCCUUCCAUCUCUGGAAAGAAGUAUAUCACAAAAACUUUGAAUUCUAAUCUCUAUGAUCAAGGUGUAUACUACUAUGAGAGAGGUAUAUCCUUUGUACAGGGUGAUGUCACUAACAGGUCAUUACUCUUUGAUAGUUAAGGAGCUUAAUGUUCCUUUCAUUAUUGCUUUUAUGGAAUAAAACUCCCAUAAUCUCUAGCUGGACAGGUUCUUGCAACCAGAGAGAUGCUGGUCAGUCUAGAGGGGCCAUGGUGAUGAAAGCCCAUUAUGCCAAGGAGGACUUGCAACUACACUUAAUCUAAGCAACGCCAAAGAAAUUUAAUAUAACAAAGCUUUUAUACAGAAAAGCUAUGAAAUAUUUUAUAGCAUUUUCAGCACAAUGUAUCUCAACGGGCACUUUUUCCUCAAAUCACUUGAACUCUUCUCUAAUAACCAGCCAUUUUCAGUUUAAUGUUUAUGACCAUUGUAAUAAAAUAUUACUAUUUAUAUAUCA
Molecule: messenger RNA, 5759 nt
Organism: Xenopus laevis (African clawed frog)
Lineage: Eukaryota; Metazoa; Chordata; Amphibia; Anura; Pipidae
Gene: adamtsl2.S
Product: ADAMTS-like protein 2
Exons: 20
Coding region: 1058-3940 (960 amino acids)
Source: RefSeq, a predicted model, not a curated record